ACAGACAAAACAAACAAUGAAUGCUUGCAUUGGGUAAUUGAGUCAAUUCGUCUCCUUAUAAUAAAACCCUUCUUAAUCCCCUUGAGAACCGGUACUUCACUUACUUAGCAAUUAGCAUUUUCGCUUUCUCACUACCAACAAUGGCGGCGAUUUCUGGCCACUGCACAUUCCGGUCACACCAAUUCCCUCUCUCUUUCACCGUCCCCGUCGCCUCCUCUUCCUCUUUCUACGGCGAAGCUCUCCGAUCUUCCAGCGUUUCCCUCGCUUCUCCUCCGUCUGUCCACCGAUCCCUUAUAUCUUGUCAGGCCUCCUCCGCCGCGUCACCACCUUCUUCCUCCGUCAAUGGGACAGCAAAAGGGGGGAUGAAGGAUUUUUUGCAUAUUAGCGACUUUGAUAAAGCCACCAUAAUGAAGAUAUUAGACAGGGCCGCAGAGGUCAAGGCACAGCUAAAAUCAGGAGAUAGGUCGUUUGCUCCAUUUAAGGGGAAGACUAUGGCUAUGAUUUUUGCAAAGCCAUCAAUGAGGACACGGGUUUCAUUUGAGACUGGGUUUUUCUUACUCGGAGGUCAUGCUAUAUAUUUGGGACCAGAUGAUAUCCAGAUGGGUAAACGAGAGGAAACUCGUGAUGUUGCUCGUGUUUUGUCUCGAUAUAAUGACAUUAUCAUGGCACGUGUUUUUGGUCAUCAGGACAUUCUUGAUUUGGCUAAAUUUUCCAGUGUACCUGUCAUUAAUGGCUUGACAGAUUACAACCACCCUUGUCAAAUAAUGGCAGAUGCACUCACUAUUAUUGAACAUAUCGGUCAGUUGGAAGGAACGAAGGUUGUCUAUGUCGGGGAUGGAAACAACAUUGUUCACUCUUGGUUGUUGCUGGCUUCUGUUGUUCCUUUCCACUUUGUCUGUGCCUGCCCUAAAGGUUUUGAGCCUGAUAAGGAGACUGUUGAGAAGGCACAAAAAGCUGGGAUCAGCAAGAUCGAGAUCACAAAUAAUCCAAAGGAAGCUGUUAAAGGUGCUGAUGUUGUGUAUUCAGAUGUCUGGGCUAGUAUGGGGCAGAAGGAAGAAGCUGCCCAUCGUCGCCAAGUGUUUCAAGGAUUUCAGGUUGAUGAAGCUCUUAUGAAGAUAGCAGGCCCAAAAGCUUAUUUCAUGCACUGUUUGCCUGCUGAAAGAGGAGUAGAAGUGACUAACGGUGUUAUAGAGGCUCCAAAUUCCAUCGUCUUUCCACAGGCAGAAAAUCGUAUGCAUGCACAGAAUGCUAUAAUGCUUCAUGCUCUUGGGUUAUAAUUGCAUGGAAGUGCUGCAAUUUUAGAAGGCAGGCAUGUUAUUUCUAGAGCUCCAUUUUCAUCUUAGAUGCAAAAUCGAACUUCUGUGACUUUUUGAGUAACUUUGAUGGGUGUAAGGGUUUUAAACUUAACGAAUUCUAGUAUCUAUAUCGGCGAUUACAAUCCAACUCCAGUAUAUGUACAUUGCUACUGUCAGCGUGUUAUCAAUAAAUUUUGAUGCGUAUAUUUGUUUGA
This is a messenger RNA of Gossypium raimondii (Peruvian cotton), 1510 nucleotides long. RefSeq names its product ornithine transcarbamylase, chloroplastic. Lineage: Eukaryota; Viridiplantae; Streptophyta; Magnoliopsida; Malvales; Malvaceae. Gene Ontology annotation, biological process: L-citrulline biosynthetic process. The record is from RefSeq and is a predicted model, not a curated record. The transcript has 5 exons. Bases 141 to 1277 code for a protein of 378 amino acids. Gene Ontology annotation, molecular function: amino acid binding; ornithine carbamoyltransferase activity. Gene Ontology annotation, cellular component: intracellular membrane-bounded organelle.